AUGAGUGCCGUCGCCCACCAGCCCCUCCCUGAACCAGACCCGUCCCCGAUGACCAUCCCACUCCGUCUCCCCACGGCCUCCCGUCGCUCCAUCGGCGACGUCGAGGCCGCCCGCAUCUCCACACAGAUAGACGAAGAGUUGCGGCGCGAACACGAGUCCCGCAAGCGGCGCAGGCCGCGCGAGAUCAAAGGUGCGCGCCCGUCGUCUGCUCGCCGACCCGUCGUUCAAGCCUUGCUCCCUCCUUCUCCACUUCGCCUCAUGCUCCUCGGCCAGGCCGAGUCGGGCAAAUCCACACUCCAAAAACAAUUCCAACUCUACUACGCCUCUCAGACCCUCGACCACGAGCGCCCUUCAUGGCGGCCGAUCGUCUACUUCAACGUCCUCAAAGCCAUCCGCAUGAUCCUCACAGAGGUCGACUUUGGGUACUUCACAAACGAAGGCACGACCGCCCCGACGCUGACCGCCUCCAGCGAGGCAUCCAGCAGUGCCUCGGCCUCGUUCGCAUAUUCGCGUCCGCAGACGGUCCCGGGUUAUGGCGGCAGCCUCGACCCUGUGUGGCUCAUAGAGCUCACACAUCUACGCAGCAAGCUGCUUCCGCUCGUCGCGAGCGAGGACGCCCUGGCGUCGGAGCUCAGCGGCGGGGUGACCGUGACGGGCGGGCGGAGCGGGGUGUAUGUCCGCGCAGGCUGGCAGGCGGUGUCCACCGCAACGCGAUCGUGGCCGUUUGCUGAUAUCCGCAGCGGCGGGGCCUCGUCCAAGGCGCCGGUCAUGACAGACAUCGUCGCGAAGACGCUGGCGGCGAACCAGGACGAGAUCGUGGACCUGUGGCAUCACCCGGCGGUGCGGCGGCUACUGGCGGAGAACAAGCUGCAGCUAGAGGAGUAUGCAGCGUUCUUCUUGAACAGCAUACACAGGAUCGCGCAGCCGGACUAUCUUCCAACAACAGAGGAUAUUUUGCACGUCCGACUGCAGACUCUUGGAGUACAGGAGCAUGCAUUUGAUAUCAGCAUGGCCGGAGUCACGUACAACUGGCUGCUGUACGAUGUUGGUGGUGCUUAUCUCGAGGAAGACAUGCGCACGAACCGAAUAGACGACUCGCUCCAGCUCUUCACGGUCGUCUGCCAAAAUAAGCUACUCCACAAAGCGGCGCUAGUGCUGAUGCUCAACAAGGUCCGUAGCCUUAUCACCGAUGAGUGCAAAGCAGGCCUGCUGACACCCUUUCCGUCUCCCAUCCCUCCAUCUGACCGUCUGGUCGUCUCCACAUCGCGCCAUCGUGCAUGCGUGCUCUCGACCCUUCUGCUGCCCUGGUCGCGUGGCCGAACGGGCAAUGUAGACGGAUCUCCUGAGGCAAAAGAUCCAGGCUGGGCUCCAGGUCCGCAAAUACAUCUCAUCGUACGGCGAUCGACCGAAUACGUACGAGGAAGUCUCGGAGUACUUCCGCGCGCACUUCAUCCAGGUGCAUCGGCGGAAGGACCCCCACCGCCGACCGUUGUAUGUGCAUUUUACGUCCAUGCUGGUGCGUCGUCGGUGCUACCGCGUCCAAUCUUCUCGGUCUUACUCACAGGGUUGCAGGACGUCAAAGCGACGCAAAGCAUCAUCGUGAAUGUCAAUGAAGCCAUUAUGCGAAAACACAUGUCCACCAUUGGGCUUGCAUAG
This is a messenger RNA of Fibroporia radiculosa, 1656 nucleotides long. RefSeq lists its product as uncharacterized. Gene Ontology annotation, biological process: adenylate cyclase-modulating G protein-coupled receptor signaling pathway. Gene Ontology annotation, molecular function: guanyl nucleotide binding; G protein-coupled receptor binding; G-protein beta/gamma-subunit complex binding. Gene Ontology annotation, cellular component: heterotrimeric G-protein complex. The record is from RefSeq and is a predicted model, not a curated record. The coding region runs from base 1 to 1656 and encodes 551 amino acids. Lineage: Eukaryota; Fungi; Basidiomycota; Agaricomycetes; Polyporales; Fibroporiaceae. The transcript is spliced from 9 exons.